AUGGCUAUUGUUCCGGUUCUGCCUACCGUCGCGGAGUCAUCUCCAUCUUCUCCGUCGCCGUCCCUUCCAGAGGUGGUGACUGCGUCUGUUCCUCUCAUCAGUCCUUCGGUCAAUGUCCUCCAUGCCCGUCCGCCUUGUUCUGAUGGUAAGUCACCUAAACGUACUACUCGUUCCUCUGUUGUGUCUGCGUCUUCCCCUGUUGCAUCCUCUCCAUUGUCGACCCCAAACACACCAUCUAUUCCUCCUCUUAAGUCGCCUGUUAAGCCGUCCUUAACCAAAACCCCCAAGACUCGGUCUGCCUCCAAACUCGCACCCCAACCCCAACCUACAACCCGACCCCAACCCCAACCCCAACCCAAUCGCACACCAAAACCCCAACCCAAACCUCAACCCCCACCAAAACCCCAACCCAAACCUCAACCCACACCCACCCCCAAACCCCAUGUUCCUGUGCAGUCCAAAGGAAAAGCUAAAAUGCAUGAGUCCUCACCUCUCAACAAACCAUCGUCUCCAAAACGUAAGCCCAAGGACACUCAAUUUGCAGCCUCUCCUAAAAAUUCCAAGCUUACCUCUAGUUCUAAGGAUUUUGUGUUGCUUGUUGAUCCAUCAUCUAUUCAAUACUUUGUUGAUGCUACCAAGGCCUCGCAUUAUCAGAGAUGGUUUGCUGUGCGAGACUUGUGUCCUGAAUAUACUGUUGUCUUAGAAGAUUUUCCUGAGUUAGUUGAACUUUUACAGUCUAGGCAAUGGGUUAAUACCGUGUCUAAAUUGGUGUCUCCUCAUCCCAUUCUCAUUAGGGAAUUUUAUGCUAAUUUAGAUAAGUCUGUUAUCGAUGGGAAAAAUGAGGAUUGUCUUACUGCAUUUGUUCAGGGUAGUCGUAUCAAAUUUGCACCAUCCACUAUAUCUCGUGCACUAAAGGUUCCAAAAGUUCUUAAACCUGAAUAUAAUAAGUCAUACCGUCCAGAUCAAUCUACCAUGGGUCAUGUUUUAACUGGCCAGCCUGAUUAUGUGUGGGGAAAUCAUGAGAUUCAUGUGACUAAAUUGACUCAUUUCUAUCAGGUUCUUCAUCGUGUGGCCCUGUAUAAUUGGUUUCCUAAUUCUCACCUUUCAUCUAUUACACUUGAGAUUGGGAAGUUUUUAUAUGUUGUGGGUACUGGCGUGUCUAUUGAUUUGGUUACACUCAUUUAUGAUCGAAUUGUUGAUGUCGCCUCCUCUACUGGUACUCGUAACAAGUUGCCCUUUCCGAGCUUGAUUCAGCAGAUUAUUCAGCCUGCCAAACCACCGUUGACCACUCAUGACUUCUAG
Messenger RNA from Humulus lupulus (European hop), 1302 nucleotides. RefSeq lists its product as uncharacterized. The coding region runs from base 1 to 1302 and encodes 433 amino acids. The record is from RefSeq and is a predicted model, not a curated record. Lineage: Eukaryota; Viridiplantae; Streptophyta; Magnoliopsida; Rosales; Cannabaceae. The transcript has a single exon.